UUCAGCUGCACAGGGGAACAAUACCUGCUCUGUCGGAAUAGCAAGAACAUUGGAAUCUAUUCGUUAUUUUAUCCAAACAAAUACAAAUAUAUAUAUUUCACAAACGCAAGGAUUUUUUAAUUUUUGGCAGAUUGUUUUCACCUCUCAUAUCUAUUGGAUAAAGUUGUAGCCUAUUGUAACGUCAGUAACGUUUUGAAUGCCAAUAUUAUAUUAUUAAACAGACCUGGAAUUACAUGAAUGCGUUGCCGAAUCGUCAUUUGGAUAAAAAUUAGCACUUGAAGAGAUUUUGGCUGUAACGAAAUGAAGAGUCUUGAUAUCUUCGGUUUGAAGGAUUGCAAGUGAGGGUCCUUCCUAUUGAAGAUGGCUCCCAGUGUGUGUGGUGUGUCUCUGGCUGUGGUGGUGGUGUUAGUGACCCUGGUGUCUCCUGGAGGUGCCUGCCCUCGGCCCUGCUCCUGCUACCAGCCCACUGAACUACACUGCACCUUCAGGUCCCUGCUCACCAUACCACAGCUUCUACCACAACAUACACUACACAUCAACCUAGGGUUCAACAGUAUCAGCAUGAUCCCAGACAGCUCAUUGGCUGGUCUGAGGAGGCUGGAGCUGCUGAUGCUUCAUGGUAAUGACAUCCGUGAGAUUCCUGACCGAGCGUUCCAAGAUCUGUCCUCCCUUCAGGUCCUGAAGCUAAGUUAUAACAAGCUGAGGGAGAUCUCAGCAGAGAGCUUCUCAGGCCUGUCCUCACUACUGCGACUCCACCUGGAUCACAACCAGCUGCAGUUCCUGCACCCCCAGGCCCUGCUCCGCCUCCCCAACCUCAGACUGAUCCGACUGCAGGGGAACCGGCUCCACCAGCUGCACCCGCAGGCCUUCUGCACUCUAUCCCUACUGCAGACAUUCUGCUACUCCAACCUCAGGCAUCUGGAUGUGUCCAACAACAGUCUGACUAUCCUGCCUAGGGACACACUGAGGACUGCCCCUCUUCUGGAGUCCCUGGCUCUGCAGGCCAACCCUUGGUCCUGCGAUUGCAGCAUGGCUUGGAUGCAGGCCUGGAGCAUCUCUCACCCAGGGGUGUUGAAAUGUCCGGGGCCGCAGUGCCCGGUCUGUGCCUCACCCAAACACAUGAAGGGUCAUGGCCUUUUGCAGCAGAAAGACCUAUCCUGCACCUCGCCUGUCAUCUCCACCAAUCCCAGAGCCUCAUCUCAGGAGGAUGGCGAAGUUCAACCAAUAGAAACCUUUAGAGAGGCUUUAGGCAACGCCUCCCUGGGGAUGUCUGACCAACAGGGGAAUGCCGUUGAUCUGAAGUGUAACAUCACACACUCCUCACAGACUCCUGACAUUACCCCACCACACCUCUCCUCCUCCUCCAUCCCCCUCUCCAUCUCCCUCUCCCUGGACUGUGGGGUGGAUGGGCACGGCUAUGAGAGGCUGUGGAGGCUGCUGGCCUACUACAGUGAGAUGCCUGUCAGGCUUCAAAGAGAAAUAAUGUUGAGUAAAGCCCCAAGACUUGCCUACAGGUACAGACAGACAUCAGAGAAGGAGGGCUACUACCAUACAGGGGUCAGGGCCAGUAUUCAAGCCCAGCCUGCCUGGUUACUGCAGCCCCAUGUCAGUCUAGAGCUCAACAGAGCUCAGUCCAGCGCCCACAGGGUUAAACUGACCCUGUCCACCCUGGUGUUUGCCCCCCCAGACCCCCCAUCCCCACAAUCCUGGGUUCUCAUCCAGACCAACCACACCCACACAGCUUUUACUGCAGCUGCAGACAGACAGAUCCACCUGCCCUGUCCUGUCCUCAGCUCUAUUGGAGACCUAAGUUCUGGAGACCACAGGCUCCAGUGGGUUUUCCCAGAUGGUUCAACAGUCUCCUCUCCCUACCGCAGCUCAGAUGGUAGGGUCAGGGUGUCUGGCCAGGGGUUGGUCCUGCAGAGAGUGGAUCACUCUGAUGCUGGACUGUACUAUUGCGUUGCCCGGGCUGGGGGAGAUGUUGAUGUUCUCCCCCUCCGUCUGGCGGUGGUAGAAUCAUCCAACCCUCCCCCAGGGGAGGAGCUGGGCCCUGCUGUGACUGGAUUGGUUGGAGACCCUGUCAGUCUGCCGUGCGAGGCCUCUGGUACACCGAGGGUUGAGGUGAACUGGGUUCUUCCUGGCGGGAGAGUGGUAGGGAGUAGGAACGAGGGGAGGAGAAAGGACGAGGCAGGGGUGAAGGUCUUGGCCAAUGGUUCCCUGUCUCUCCCCAACCCUGCGCUGGGAGAUGCAGGCCUGUACCGGUGUGUAGCGGUGAACCAGUACGGUGCUGACUCUCUCUCCACCAGACUGAUGCUCACCCCGCGUCCUGACACCUCAUCACAUAUGAGAUAUCUCAUGAGGCCACAAUCUGCGGCGGGGGUGUCCAACAGGGUACGAGCCCCUCUAGGGGGUGAGGAGAUUGAAGCGGGGGGGUCAGGAGAUGAUGAGGGGGAGAACAUUCUGUCCACUAGGGCAGGUUACAACAGGACACGGCGUCCCCCCAUCAGAUCCCACAUGGUGAGGGUGGAGGGAAGCAGACCACCCCAAAAGGGCAAGAAGCCCUUGAGGAGAGGCUUCCCUGUGGAGCAGAGGAGGAACAGGCUGGCGGGCCGGCGGAGCUUUAACCUGGCCAAGCACAAAAUAGACCCUCAGAAAUGGGCCGACCUGCUGACUAAGAUACGUGAAAGGACUGCCCCUAAAAUCACAGACUCCCUGUAUGUACCACCCCCAACAAGAGCACAGACAACCACCUCAGCCCCAACUGAAGCACAGACAACCACCUCAACCCCAACUAGAGCACAGUCAACCAGAAUACAGACCGAUAGCAGACAUACAGAAAGCAAUCACACAACCAGAAGAAAGCCAGGCAGCACACAGCCAAGUAGCACACAGCCAGACAGAAUACAGACAGAGAGAAUACAGACAACUAAAACACAGACAACCAGAAUACAUACAGACACCACAAUACCAAACAGCACACCAGAAGUAAGCGUGGGAAGAAACUCUGAUCAACGACUUGUAUUGGACUCAGAGGCUGAUACCUCAAAGAGUUCUUCCACAGAUGUCCCCAGUCUACAGGAAGAGUGGUUAAACACCAUCCAUACAUCACUAAUCCCAGAUCUGCUAACAAAGGAUAGAGUGGCCCCAGAGAAACCAAACACUUCAGAUCUGAGCAAUAACUUCCCCCAGAACCCUAAGUCAAACACAGACACAGACACAGAGACAGGGACAGAAACAGAGACAGAGGGUUCUCCUAAAAGCACAAAGCCAACCUCCAAUGUCAAUUACACUAGCACAGAGGAAAGGAGACAGAGUGUUAUCCCUGUAAGGACUACAGGUGAGGGGGAGAGGACUGGAACAACAAACUCUGGAAGGGUAAUGUUCUCCAACUCUGUUCCGUCGCGGCCCAGAAUCCCCUGGAAUGCCAGCAAUAGGCCUGGCCAGAGGAGACGCAUCAACAGACUCAGAGGACGACCCAUGCCCCGCCAAAGAGUCCCAGGUCCAACCUCCUCUCGCCAGAAUACCCUAAAUCCCACUACCACCAGAGCAGCACUUACAAAGCCCAGGAAACUGCCAGUACCUGCUACAACCAUAACUAGAAGCACUACUACUACUACUACUACUACUCCAUCCUUAACUAGGAUCACUGCUCCUCCAUCAAGCACAUCUGUCUCCCCCCCUGCCUCCCUUCCUGCCUCACCCCCUUCACCCCAGACAUACACAGACAGGGUGACUCACUUAACAAACACUGCUGCUCCGCUCCCUAAAAGGUCCCAAACGACUAUCACACACACACGCACACACAGUAGCACACACACAGGCAAACAUACACCCACAGUCACUCACAGUCACACAGAAAAACAGAGUUAUGCUAUAACAGAGGGUCAGGUCGGGGCCACUCCAAAAGAGCAGGAUCCAUCUGUCUUCAACCAACACAACCCAGAGGAUAUCAAAGCAACUACCCCUCGUUCUGGAACCACACCAGGUGGAACAACACCUACUGGUACUGAGAAAGAACCCAGUGAGAUAGAAUCCAGUGAGAUAGAACCACUCUACCCAGAAACUAAGGAAGAACUCAGUGAGAUAGGACCACCGGCCACUGAAAAAAAAACCAGUGAGAUAGAACCACCAGCAACUGAUGAAGAAGAACCCAGUGAGAUAGAACCACCAGCAACUGAUGAAGAAGAACCCAGUGACAAAAAAACACCAGCAACUGAUGAAGAAGAACCCAGUGAGAUAGAACCACCAGCAACUGGUGAAGAAGAACCCAGUGAGAUAGAACCACCAGCAACUGAUGAAGAAGAACCCAGUGAGAUAGAACCACCAGCAACUGAUGAAGAACCCAGUGAGAUAGAACAACCAGCAACUGAUGAAGAACCCAGUGAGAUAGAACCACCAGCAACUGAUGAAGAACCCAGUGAGAUAGAACCACUAGCAACUGAUGAAGAACCCAGUGAGAUAGAACCACCAGCAACUGAUGAAGAACCCAGUGAGAUAGAACCACUUUACACAAUCACUGAAGAAGAACCCAAUAAGAUAGAACCAGUCUAUCUAGCACCUGAUGAACCAGAGGAGAGACAGCCAGAGUUAGAAAUAGACAGCUCUUUUUCAUCUACAAAACAACUACUGCCCCCAACUACAGCUAAUACAGCAGCUAUCACUGCUUCAGCCAUCACCUCCUCUACAGUCAUCACCUUUAUUAGAAGAACUACCACUAUAACUAUUCCUACAACUACUACCACUAUUCCUACAACUACUACCACUAUUCCUACAACUACUACCACUAUACCUACAACUACUACCACUAUACCUACAACUACUACCACUACUAUUCCUACAACUACUACCACUAUUCCUACAACUACUACUACUAUUCCCACUACUACUACCAUUCUUACUAAUACAAUAGUCUGGAGGAACCCAGGAGUAAACUCCAUCCCAGACUCACAUGGUAGUCGCUACCGCCCCCCAUCUUACCCCACCUACUCACAACACUCCAGCAGCCAGCACCCCUAUGUCAUCAUUAGGCCUGACCCAGUAAGAACUCCACUUCAAACUCCACCCCCUAUAAAACACGCACCCUCUCUACCACACCCUAUCAAGCCCAAACUUCUUCUCCCAGACAUUUUAGAGACCCCUUCCUCUGCAGUCUCAACCACCAGAGCUCCCUCCAGCUCCCCAAAGACCUCCACACCCACCACAGACAGUCAGGCUGGACUCAACCCUGAGUCCACCCGUCCUCAUUCCCCUCCCGCGUCUCCAGUCCAUAGUGUGACUGCCCAACGCCCCCCUCAGACCUCCGUCUUGCGUGUCCGGCCCCGUAUCGCUCCCCCUCACAUGCGCUCCAUGUCUGUCCCAGCUGAGAUUGAUGCCCUCCUGCCCUGCGAGGCCAUUGGACAGCCUCCUCCAACAAUCACCUGGACCAAGGUCUCCACAGGAGCUGUGAUGUCACUGGACUACAAGGCAGAGCGUUUCCAGGUCCUACCCAACGGAACCUUUCUCAUCCGGAGCGUGCAGGUCCAGGACCGGGGGACAUAUAUCUGCAGCGCACAGAACUCUGUGGGCCUGGACCGUGCAUUGGUGACCCUGGAUGUCUGGUCCCGCCCACCCCGCAUUCAGCUACCCAACCACAGAGAUGCAACGGUGCCCCAGGGGGGUGAGGUGAGGUUAGAGUGUCAGGCUCAGGGGGUGCCGGUUCCUCUGCUGUCUUGGGUACUACCUGACCGCACCGUCCUAACCCCUGACCCUAACCCCAACCCUGCCCUUGGCACUCACCCCCGGGUGUCUAUAUUCCCUAAUGGUACUCUGCGUAUCUUGGUGGCCGGCCCAGCAGACAGAGGACUGUAUCGCUGUGUAGCCUCCAACCCAGCAGGGGCUGGCAGUCUGUCAGUCCGACUCCAUGUGUCCUCUCUUCCUCCAGUCAUCCAGGAGCCCAGAGAGGAGAGGGUAACCCGGCCCGCUGGUUUGCCUCUCUACGCCCAAUGCUCUGCCCGGGGAGCUCCCGCUCCCUCCAUCCGCUGGAGGACCCCUGACGGCACCUUUCUGCUCCCCUCUCAAUUCCUCAACGGGAACCUGUUUGUCCUCCCCAAUGCCACCUUGCUGAUACGCAAGCUAGCCACUAAGGACUCUGGGAGCUACGAGUGCCUGGCGACUAAUGCGGUGGGCGGGGAUAAGAGGACGGUGAGGGUGGAGGUGACUGGAGAUGGAGGAGGAGGAGAAGUUGUCUCCAUGGAUAAAAUUACCUUCUCUUCCAUUAACAGUAAAUUUGAUCUUCCCCCCUCUUCCCCCGUCCUUAACCCUCCCCUCCCACCCUCCUCCCCCCUCAGUAAGGCUAGGAUCCUCUCCACCUCUCCAUCCAGUUCUAUAGUCAUAUAUGGUGAAUCUCUGCUCCUUUACUGUUCAGCAACUGGCAACCCAGAGCCUAGAGUGGUCUGGAGGGUACCUGGCAAGAAACUAGUGGAUGCCCGCUACAGUUUUGACAAGAGGAUGAAGGUGCACAGUAAUGGAACGCUGUAUAUCCAGUCCGUGACGGAGAAAGACGGGGGGGACUAUUUAUGUGUCGCACGAAAUAAGAUGGCUGAUGACUUCCGCCUCCUCCAGGUCACCGUGGCCACAAAGCCUGCUAAGAUUGAGCCAAAGCAGCCAUCCAAUCUGAAGGUGGUAUCGUACGGAGCAGCUCUAAAGGUAGACUGUCUGGCGACCGGCCAGCCCAACCCUGCAGUAAGAUGGAGCCUCCCGGAUGGAACCUCAGUGAAAAGUCUCCUGUUGCAGGUGGAAGAGAGAGGGAGGCGCAGCCGGCGACUGGUGGUUUUUGACAAUGGAACACUGUUCCUCCCCUCGGUGGGGAUGGGGGAGGAGGGGGAGUAUGUCUGCCACGCUGAGAACCAUGGGGGGAGGGACACUAUGAGUGUGAUGGUCAAAGUCCUCACCUCACCUCCCUCCUUCCCCAGUACCAAAUAUGAGGUCGUCAAGGUGCAACAAGGGGGCGCAGUGGCUCUGAACUGUGGGGCUAAAGGAGAGCCUGUCCCUACGAUCACAUGGCUCUCUCCAAUGAAUCGUGUCCUCCCAGUGGAAGGAUCAGGUCCGGUUGCGGUGCAGCAAGACGGGUCCUUGGUGAUCCAGGGGGCUAGAGGGGCUGACGGAGGAAACUACACUUGCCGAGCCAGCAAUGCUGCUGGGGAGAGGAGCAAGGUGAUAGGGGUGGAGGUGAUGGUGACACCACCCAGCUUCACUCUCAAUGGGGCUGGGGGUGGGAUCAAUGGGGCAGACAGACAGAUAGCUGUUGUUAGUGGUAGUGGACUGAGUGCUGUGAUCUCCAUCAGUCAGUCUGCAGGGAGGGAUCAUAGGGUCAGUGCAGGUAAUUGUGUCAGUAAUAAUGGAGACAGUAAAGUAGGGGACCAAAGGGUCUCAGCAGUUAGAGGCCAGACAGUUCUUCUGCCAUGUCCAUCCCAGGGCUUCCCUCUCCCCCGCCUGGCCUGGUUGCUGCCCGGUAACGGGAUUCUCCCGGUGCCCUACUAUGGCAGCAGACUCACCGUCCACCGCAAUGGAACCCUGGAGCUGAGGGGGGUGAGGGCAAGCGACUCCGGCAUGCUGGUGUGUGUCAAUCGUGGUGAGAGGGGUGAGAAUCGGAGAAUGGUACACCUGGAAGUCUCAGACACAAAGGACACACCUCACUCCAGAGGCCCAGUGACCACCGAGAAACCUUGCCCAGUAGGCCCAGUUAGCACAGAACAACCUCGUCCAGUAGUCCCAGUCAGCAGAGAGAAACUUCGCUCAGGAGGCCCAGACAGAGAGGAGACACCUCGCCCCAGAGGCCCAGUGACCACAGAGAUAUCUCGCCAGGAGACACCUCGCCCUACAGGCCCAGUCACCAAUGAGAAACCUCACUUAGGAGGCCCAGUCAGCACAGAGAACCCUCUGCCAGGUGUCCCAGUCCAAGGGGACACACCUCACCCAAGAGGCCCAGUGCCAGAGGCAGGGAGGAGUGUUGUCCUGGAAAGGAAGCGUGUGGUCACCAGCAUAUCAGGCUCUCUGGUCAGCAUCAUCAACGGAGAAAAUCUACAGCUACCCUGCCCCCAGACAGACAGCCCCAGUCAGGGCUCCAGCCAGACAGAGUCUCUGACCUGGAAGUUGCCCAGCGGGGUGGUCGUGUCUCGGGGACAGGCGGCAGGGACGGGUCGGUACUCAGUCCUGGAUGACGGGACUCUGACGGUGCAGCAGGUGUCUGUGUUUGACAGGGGGACCUACUCCUGCCGAUCCACCAAUCAGGACACAUCGUCUAUCUUGACAGUUCCAGUGAUUGUCAUCGCCUACCCCCCUCGCAUCACCAACGGACCCCCUCCCCUCACCUACACCCGUCCUGGUGUUGCCGUUCAGCUAACCUGCUACGUCAUAGCAACCCCAAGAGCGACCAUCACCUGGGAGAUGCCGGACCAAUCCCAGCUCAGGGUCACAGGUCAGGCCCGUCUCUAUGGCAACCGGUACCUGAGUCCCCAGGGUUCCCUGGUGAUCCAGAACCCGACCAGCAGAGACACAGGGUUCUACCGUUGUUCUGCACGGAAUGUCAUCGGAACUGACACCAAGGCCACUUAUCUACAUGUGAUCUAACAGAACACACACACACAUCAUUUUUGCCCAAAGAAACUGCAAAGUUUAGUGCAGAAAAUACUGUUCAACUAAAGACUGAGGUGUUGAUUAAAGAUUGUAAAUAGAGAUAAAAACAAACACAUGCGUCUUACAGCCAGAGUGUGUUAAAGAUGUACAAGAAAUCAGCAGCUGAGAAGCAGCAGCAUCCAUCAUCAAUAAAUAAGUGUCAACACAAACUAUACCAGGCUUUAAGGACAUCAGCUGUCAAAACACACGUCAUGCAAUACAACACAUUCAGCUCUGUAUCACAACCUGUAUGUUUAUGUGAACCUUUACCUCCAUAAUAUCUCAAAGCUGCCCUAUUUAUCUUGUUGUAUUGUUGUGUACUGUUGAGCAGAGCAAAUGUUUGAUAGUGGUCACAGAACUGCUCCAGUGAUAGUUCUGUGGAGCCUCAGGAGUCUGCAGUGCUCUGUGUCUGCAGCGCUCUGUGUCUGCAGCGCUCUGUGUCUGCAGCGCUCUGUGUCUGCAGCGCUCUGUGUCUGCAGCUCUCUGUGGCUGCAGCUCUCUGUGGCUGCAGCUCUCUGUGGCUGCAGCACUCUGUGGCUGCAGCUCUCUGUGUCUGUAGCUCUCUGUGGCUGCAGCUCUCUGUGGCUGCAGCUCUCCAACCCUGCAACCUCGACCACUCUUCCAGUCAUAGGCUUUACAUACGUCCCAGAUCAUGUUAAAUAAACACAACAGUUACCAAGUCUUUGAAGAUGGUAUUUGUAGUAAUUACAUAUGUUUCAUAUAGAGUAGCAUAGAUUUGUGUGUGGCUCCAGUGUUACAUCAAGUAUGUGUAAUAUCCAUGUGAAAGCUGAUAUCAUUCAUGUUUUUAUAAACACUCCUUUGAUGUUUUCAUUUUGUUUAAAUUAUUUGUCUGUAAAGACUGUGAUGUAAAGUUGUUAUGUUGUGCCUCUUGUCAUAAAGAGAGAGAUGUACUGUAUAUCUAAUCUCUCAAUAGCCUUUUUAAAUUAUGCUUUAUUUUCAACUGCUUUAUUUGAUAAAUAAAAUAGAAGAGGAAUUCAGUCUGCUCA
Molecule: messenger RNA, 9659 nt
Organism: Salmo salar (Atlantic salmon)
Lineage: Eukaryota; Metazoa; Chordata; Actinopteri; Salmoniformes; Salmonidae
Source: RefSeq, a predicted model, not a curated record